Messenger RNA from Doryrhamphus excisus (bluestripe pipefish), 1784 nucleotides. Its product is annotated as haloacid dehalogenase-like hydrolase domain-containing 5. Lineage: Eukaryota; Metazoa; Chordata; Actinopteri; Syngnathiformes; Syngnathidae. The record is from RefSeq and is a predicted model, not a curated record. Gene Ontology annotation, biological process: glycerophospholipid biosynthetic process. Gene Ontology annotation, cellular component: mitochondrion.
GUGUUUGUGAGACACGUGAAGAAUGCGAGGCACUUAGCGAAGUUAGCCUGGUGGAGACAUUAGGCCGAGUCGCGUUUACAUGAGCGCGUUUGACACGGCGAGGACCACGCAAGUUAUUUGUGUCUAUAGCUUUGCUAACCGAUGUGGCCAGAAAUGUAUCAGUGGGAGAGGCCCGUCUCAGCCGACCACUCCCAAUCAACACACCUACGUCUGUGUACUGGUCAAGCCCUCAUAGCUCUGCCCAUUGGUGACGCCACACUCCAGAUGUUAUAAGAGCAGCAAGCAGGCGGCGGCGUGACAGCCAGAUGUCAUGUGGUGCGGACGUCUGCAGAGGGCACUUCGCUCUUCCUCUCGCUGCGCCGCCAGCGGACAGCAGGCGGGCCUCCUCUUUGACGUGGACGGCGUUCUGGUCCGUGGAGGUUCUCUGAUCCCGGCGGCUCGACGAGCCUUCAGAAAGCUCCUGGACCAGAACAAGAACUUCCUGUUUCCCGUGGUGUUUGUCACCAAUGCAGGAAGCUGUCAGAGACAACAGAAGGCACGGCAGCUGUCCCGCCUGCUGGACGUCCAGAUCGCCCCAGAGCAAGUCAUCCUGUCCUACAGUCCCUUGCAAAUGUUGAGGAGCUUCCAUGAUAAGUGUGUCCUGGUUUCUGGACAAGGACCAGUCCGAGACAUCGCCAAUACAUUGGGUUUUCAGAAGGUCGUCAGCAUGGAGCAGCUCAGAGAACAUCACCCCCUGCUGGACAUGGUGGACCACAACAGGAGACCCAAACCAUCAGCCAAUCCUCUGCAGAAGUUGCCCCGAAUUGAAGCCGUGGUCCUGUUUGGUGAGCCCGUCCGAUGGGAGACCAACCUGCAGCUGCUCGUGGAUGUCCUGCUGACCAAUGGAGAUCCUGGUUCGGCUUACGAGACGCAGCUGUCGGCACAACUGCCGGUGCUGGCGUGCAACGUGGACCUGGUGUGGAUGGCUGAAGCUCCAUCUCCACGGUUCGGUCACGGAAUGUUCAUGCUAUGUCUGGAAUCUGCGUACAAAAAGCUGACGGGUCGAGAGCUGCAGUACCAGGCGCUACUGGGAAAACCCGGUUUGCUAACGUAUCAAUAUGCCGAACACGUAUUAAGACUGCAGAACCAGAACCGCAACUUGACUACCAUCUACGCCAUUGGUGACAACGUCAUGACUGAUGUUUACGGCGCCAACCAUUACCAUCGCUACCUGGCUCAGCAGCACACCGCCAUGACGCCACCCGCCAGAAUGAUUGCCCAAAGAGCGGGACUCCAGCUGAAGAUGGCCGUGGAGGAGGAGCUGCCAUCUGCUGCAGCUCAGUGUCGCUCCAUAUUGGUGUGCACAGGUGUCUAUAGCCCCGCCCCUGACAAGGAGAGCUGCCGCUUCAGCCAGCCCGUAUUCCAUGCUCACAGGGACAUGGUCGUGGAAGCGGAGCUAGCGGAGCCGAACUAUGUGGUGGAAGACGUGGAAGCCGCCGUCGACCUGGUGCUUCAGCUGCAGAGCUCCGCAACCUGACCUCAUUUCCUGUUUUGCACUGAAACUGACUUUUUAUUCUCAUUUAAUUGCUUUUUAUGUAAAUUUCUUAGAAACUAACAGUGUUGCUAAUGUGUCACUCAAACUGUUUGGACUCAAUAGGUCUUAUUUAUUUAUGUCAGUGAUAAAAAAAAACAUGAUCCUUCCUAUUGUGAUAUUUUUUUCAAUACAAACAUUACAACUCUUGUGAUAAUAUAAUGUUUUUUGUGUAUGUCAAUCAUACUUCUGGGUUCAAUAAAGAACUAUGGAA